Molecule: messenger RNA, 2901 nt
Organism: Lithohypha guttulata
Lineage: Eukaryota; Fungi; Ascomycota; Eurotiomycetes; Chaetothyriales; Trichomeriaceae
Exons: 2
Coding region: 1-2901 (966 amino acids)
Cellular component (GO): kinesin complex
Molecular function (GO): protein binding; ADP binding
Source: RefSeq, a predicted model, not a curated record
AUGGCUGAAGCUGCGGCAGUCGUCGGUCUCAUUGCGUCCAUCGCAUCACUUAUCGACCUAGGGCUGAAGAUCACCACGCGACUCCACGACUUCACCACCAGGACGUCUGAGGUGCCUGAGUCGUUCAGAUCGCUCGAGAAGCGACUGCCACUGCUCACGUCCACCCUGAGACUCAUUCAGCAGCAGGCUGACGCCGGACGGCUCUCCCUCGAAGUCUCGAACGCGCUUCGAUCCCUGACCCAGAGUACAGCGACCCAACUACAAGUGGUCGAGAGAUGUCUGUCUCAGAUCACUCCUCCCUCCGAUGCCUCGCGUCUGCGUCGAGCGGUCAAGGCACUGCAGAGUCUGACCAAAGACGGAGAGAUCCGAGUGGCAGUCGAAAGAAUACAGCAAGACAUCGAUUUUCUCGUCUUGCACCAGACCACCCAGCAUGUCGAUGUGGGUGACCAGAUCCUGGCAGCUCUCGCUCAGUUACAGCUGGGACCAGUCCCGACACCAUCCCUUCCACCUCAUCGAGGGCAUGUUGUCGGAAACGUCGCUGUCCACGACCAGGCUCGUGUUCACCUGGGUGAUGUCUACCAGGUGCACCAGCAGCCCGGAGCAGACCCGCUGAAGGUCUUUGGUCUUUGCUUGACCUCGGCGCCGCUGAUGGAGCCUGACAGCUUUGUGGGACGGGUCCGGGAGCUCGAGGAGAUGGCACGAGCUCUGCGACCUGGCGAGCCUGCGGUGGAACAACGGCGAGUGGUGUUGGGUGGACUGGGAGGUAUAGGAAAGACACAACUGGCCAUCGCCUAUGCUCGAGAGCAUCAGGCCAGCUACACUUCGGUGUUAUGGCUCAACGCCACCAGCGAGCUCACGUUGACGGCCAGCUUUCGAUCGAUCGCGGAGACCUUGCCCAGUGCAUCAUCUGUAGGGAAGCUGGAUGACGAUGAGGUGCUCAGACAUGCGUUUAGAUGGCUGUCGGACGUCAGGAACACGCAGUGGCUGUUGAUAUACGACAACUACGACGAUCCUAAGCAAUACAAGAUCACGGAGUACAUCCCCACGACGUGCAACGGAACGAUGAUCAUCACAACCCGUCUGCCUGCGCUCGUCCAGGGUCAACGCAUGCGACAGGUUCGAGUCUCGUCCAUGGAGGAUGUCGAGGAGAGCUUGCAGAUACUACAGAACCGAUCGCGACGGGACGAUGUACGACUAGAUCUUGAUGCUCACCGACUGGCUCAACGCCUUGCUGGUCUUCCCCUCGCCCUGGCCACAGCAGGUGCGUACCUGGGAAAGACCACCCUGACUUUCCGCCAGUACCUCGAAGCCUACGAGCAGCGCUUCAACAUCCACCCCCGACGGCCCGUCAACCUGGAAGAAUACGCGGACAGAACCCUCCACACGACAUGGAACUUGACGUAUCAUCGGCUCGAGCGCCAUGAUCCGCUCGCGGCCAAAGUGCUGAAGCUGCUGGCAUACUUCGACCACCAAGAGAUCUGGUUCGACUUGCUCCGUGCGGGGAUAGAGGACGACUCACCCGACUGGCUCCGAGAGGUGGCGGGCGACCAGAUCGACUUCGAGAGCACCAUGGGCACGUUGGUGGACUACUGUCUCGUGGAAGCUCAACCCCGGACCAGGUCGUACGGGAUACACAACUGCGUGCACGACUGGACGCUGGCACAACUCAACCAGCCCCGGAGCGAGCCGCUGUUCUGGUAUGUCGUGCAAUGCGUGACGGGCAGCGUUGACGAGGAUGACUGGGGGUCCCUCGCACAACUUCGUUACGCUCGUCUCACUCGUCACGCACUGCGAUGUGCCAGUCCUCGUUUCACACCGCUUACCCACUCGGACGAGAUCUCACCUGACCAUCUUGCACAAGUCGUCAACCUUGCAGAGAUUUUGAGCCAGCAAAUCCAGUACUCGGCAGCUGAGCAGAUGUACGCGCGAGCACUGGCUGGGCACGAGACAGCGCUGGGACCUAACCACACCUCGACCCUCGACACGGUCAAUAACCUAGGCAACCUAUACCAAAAUCAAGAUAAGCUAGACGAGGCAGAGCAUAUGUACUUACGAGCACUGGCUAGCUAUGAGACAGCGCUGGGACCUAACCACACCUCAACCCUCAACACGGUCAACAACCUGGGCAACCUGUAUCGUGAUCAAGGCAAGCUGGACGAGGCAGAGCAGAUGUACUUACGAGCACUAGCUGGCUACGAGACAGCGCUGGGACCUAACCACACCUCGACCCUUACCACGGUCAACAACCUGGGCAGUCUGUAUGCCGAUCAGGGCAAGCUGGACGAGGCGGAGCAGAUGUACGUGCGACUGCUUUCCUGGUACCGAAAGCCUGACGCUGCGACACGAUGGCAGUACCCCAUCGUCAACCUUGCCGCACUUCUAGAUCAGAGUGUGAGGCUGGCUGAGGACAAGCAAGCUGCAGUAGUUUACCUAAGCCGUCUCAUCCGGCACGUGACCACGUGGGGUCGAAGAGGGAACUCAGGCCUACUGCACUACCUUCCUAAAGCGCUGAUCAGGGUUAACGACGAUGCCAAUGCUCAGAUUGCUCUUGUUCAGCAGAUGAAGAUUGGAAUGGAGGACCACAUGGCGUUGGACUUCUCAGGUGUACAAUGUGAUGGUUGUCAAUGCGCGGUCGCCCUUGUUGUGGGUCGUCACAUGUGCCGUCGGUGUGGAGACGUUGACCUGUGCAACGCCUGUAUGUCUGCCUACGUGAGUAAAAGAAUCAUUUUGCCGAGCUGCAGUGGACACGAGUUCUUCGACGCAGGGCUAGGGGUGUCGGACAUGCUCACGUCAUCCGCAGGCAACACAAAGAUCGAUGUAGAUGGAUGGAUGGCCCAGCUCCAGCAACAAUACUGCACAGACCAAGAAGCCUCACUAUGUCGGGAUCUGGCCUCCUCCUGA